GACUACAGCCCCAGCCAAAUGAAUGAUUGGUACGCCCUGACCUUUUUUGAACCAUUGUUGCGGAACUACAUUCUUGACAACGGUGUUAAAGCACUCAAUGUACUCAUCAGUGGCUGACGUCUCCGACCACGUCAAGAUCACAAUCAAUCAGUACCAUCCGAGCUAUCAAUCAGUACCAUACGAGCUCACGCAUCAUGUCCCACACAACUUGCAAGAUCACCUUUGCACUGUUGAAACAUUUGGUCGUCGUCGAGGCUACACCUGGGGUGCGAAAUCUCACCCAUUGGUACAAAAAGGGAGAGGGAUGACAUUGUCUCUACCUGCAGAGUCUCUCCAGCUGUCCCUCUCUCUACUGGAGUGACCCAUCCCUGUCGUCAACAUCGUCCCAUUUGUCAAUGCCAUCCGUAUUCGAACCAGAUCUCCUGGCAUCAGAGUACUCCCUCGUAAGGGUCCACCAAAUGUCCAGUUUUUCAAUGUUGUCGUUCCUCUCCUCAACUUCCCUCCAAGGCGUGUCACCUAUUCAGCCAACUUCCCUCCAAGGCGUGUCAUCUAUUCAGUUAGAGACACUCCCAACGCUCAGUUUUUCAAUGUCGUCGUUCCUCUCGUCAACUUCCCUCCAAGCCGUGUCAUCUAUUCAGUUAGAGACACUCCCAACGCUCAGUUUUCCAACGUCGUUGUCCCUCUCGUCAACUUCCUUCCAAACCGUGUCACCCUUUUCGUCAGAGCCACUCCCAUCAAUCACGAGUAUCGCAACAAUUAACCCUGUUCUUUUCACUACAUUUAAUUCUGCGACGACAACCAUAUCGCUCAAAACCACCAGUACGGCGGUUUUGAGCCCAACAUCAGUGUCAAGCACCGGUUCUCCCCAACUACCUUUAACCAUAGCUACCACUAUAGGAGGGAUCAUGGGAGCAGUUACACUUCUGGCUUUCUUAAUAUUCAUUGCGGUACGGUGUCGCAGAAAACAAAUACUGUCUGUGACACCUUUCAACUAUCUCUCGACUGCAGGACCAGCGCGGGUUGGGUCACAGGCGUGGCUCAAGUCCCAGAGCACUCCCGGUGCUGUUCGUCCAAGCAGCAGAGGUCCGUCGACCGUUCAAUAUUCCGACAAAAACAUCGAAGAGUAUUCUUGGAACCUACCCUUGUCGGAUAUAUCCCGUGUCGAUCAAUCGUCAUCUGAUUUGCACGACGAUUGCGACGCCUCUGCAUCCACGAUUGCCAGGCUCCAACGGGCUCGCGAGUUAGAAAAGCUGUAUCCAAUAGCACAUCCAUCUCGCGUCCGCACGACAGAUCAUUAUUUUCAUCACGGUGGAGAAAACUGGAUUGACCAGAUGGUUAUGGAGGAUUAUUCGCGAGGACCAAGUGAAGAGUUACCAGCCUAUCCCCGUUCAGCGAAAUCGUUGAAGAGCAGGGAAGCGGAUCAUAAUAGCUUUCCUAGCUCUUAUCCAUAGAUUCAUGGACAAUAUUACAUCGGUAACUAGUACUACGGAUAAUGUUGAACGUUAUGUAUAUUUUUCGAGUUGG
Messenger RNA from Suillus clintonianus, 1524 nucleotides. RefSeq lists its product as uncharacterized. NCBI's taxonomy places the organism in Eukaryota, Fungi, Basidiomycota, Agaricomycetes, Boletales, Suillaceae. Bases 396 to 1451 code for a protein of 351 amino acids. The transcript has 2 exons. The record is from RefSeq and is a predicted model, not a curated record.